AUGGGGGACAAGCUCAUGGAGCAGAUCUUCAACCUCAAGUUCACGGCCAAGCAGCUCAACAGGUCGGCCAUAAAGUGCGAGAAAGACGAGAAGGGGGAGCGCUUGAAGGUCAAAAAGGCGAUCGAGAAGGGCAACCUGGACGGAGCCAAGAUCUACGCGCAGAAUGCGAUUAGGAAGAAGCAUGAGCAGCUGAACUACCUGAAGUUGGCCUCCAGGCUGGACGCCGUGGUCAGCAGGCUCGACACGCAGGCCGCCUAA
Messenger RNA from Monoraphidium neglectum, 258 nucleotides. RefSeq names its product charged multivesicular body protein 1. The record is from RefSeq and is a predicted model, not a curated record. Gene Ontology annotation, cellular component: ESCRT III complex; multivesicular body. NCBI's taxonomy places the organism in Eukaryota, Viridiplantae, Chlorophyta, Chlorophyceae, Sphaeropleales, Selenastraceae. The transcript is spliced from 4 exons. The coding region runs from base 1 to 258 and encodes 85 amino acids. Gene Ontology annotation, biological process: protein transport; endosome transport via multivesicular body sorting pathway; late endosome to vacuole transport.